Molecule: messenger RNA, 723 nt
Organism: Cyprinodon variegatus (sheepshead minnow)
Lineage: Eukaryota; Metazoa; Chordata; Actinopteri; Cyprinodontiformes; Cyprinodontidae
Gene: serp1
Product: stress-associated endoplasmic reticulum protein 1
Exons: 3
Coding region: 95-292 (65 amino acids)
Biological process (GO): endoplasmic reticulum unfolded protein response
Cellular component (GO): endoplasmic reticulum
Source: RefSeq, a predicted model, not a curated record
ACCGAGAGGCAUCGGAGCGGAGCACUGGAGGAAAGUUACCAGCUAAAAUAAACUAAAACAAAGAAACAAAGAAACUAGCAAAGAAGAAGAAAAGAUGGUGGCCAAACAGAGGAUCCGCAUGGCGAACGAGAAGCACAGCAAGAACAUCACACAGCGGGGGAACGUGACCAAAUCCACGAGGAACCUGGUGGAGGAGAAAGGAGUGGGGCCAUGGCUGCUGGCGCUCUUCAUCUUUGUCGUUUGUGGAUCAGCCAUUUUCCAGAUCAUCCAGAGCAUCAGAAUGGGCAUGUAGAUUGACAUCUUCGGCAAGGGGGCGGGGCCUGAACUGUGAAAACAUGACAUCAUCAGAGAGCUGAGUUCCUGUUGCAGAAUGACACAAACAUUCCUGAACUCUGACAUCAUUCCGAACCCCGCCCUCUCCAAUUUCGCCCCCAGCCUGUUAUUUGUGUUGGCACGGCGUGCCGCCGCUUGCUGACCUUCCCACAGAGCUUCACCCCGUGCCUUCCUCUGUUUACCUGGACUGUCGCUCCGCCCCCUCUGGGUUUACCUUAUCGGCCUGAUGGAGGUGGUGCGGGAAUGAAAGUCCACAUCCAACCUGUCUCCCUGACAGGAAGUGACCUUUUGAAUCAGAAGGUGUAAAGGUGCUGACAGGUGAUGCUGCACCGUGUGCAGCCCUACCUGAACAUUCCUGAUCCACCAAUAAAGUUUCACUCUCAACAUCAA